Messenger RNA from Meloidogyne enterolobii, 450 nucleotides. NCBI's taxonomy places the organism in Eukaryota, Metazoa, Nematoda, Chromadorea, Rhabditida, Meloidogynidae. The record is from the annotation of a GenBank genome assembly.
AUGGUUGGUAAUAAAGAUUUUGUAGGACGACAAAAGACAACACCAUUUUAUUUUCAACAUUUUAAUUUGAGAGAUAUUUCUAUAACUGCUGGGGGAGUUACUUAUCCAUCAGCUCCUUAUUCCCUUGAUUUUCCAAAAGGAAACUACGCUAGAAUUUAUCAUGACAUGCAAGAAGCUAUAGGAUACGCGGGAUCGUUAGAAAGUAACGGUAUAUCUAUGUUUCGUUAUGCUUAUGCAGGAUAUUGCUUUUUCGUAUUUAACCUUACAAAUAGUCAGGAAGAUAAUGGACCGGAGAUGUUUGAUUUGAUAAAAAAUGGUACAACUAGUAUAAGAAUGACAUUUAAUGAGGCGGUUCCAAGUGGUGGAAUUGUACUAGUGGCUAUGGGUGAAAUCGAUUCUCUGCUCAUGUUAGAUAGAAACAGAACUAUUUCCACAGAUAUUUCAGUAUAA